Molecule: messenger RNA, 810 nt
Organism: Ruditapes philippinarum (Manila clam)
Lineage: Eukaryota; Metazoa; Mollusca; Bivalvia; Venerida; Veneridae
Exons: 1
Coding region: 1-810 (269 amino acids)
Cellular component (GO): nucleus
Molecular function (GO): DNA binding
Source: RefSeq, a predicted model, not a curated record
AUGGGUCUCAAAACUCCAUUCAAAAAUGGAAUACCAGGCAAAGGUUAUUUCCAAGGUCUUAAGAGAAAACAUCCAUCUAUUGUAAUCCGUAAGCCAGAGAAGUUGGGUACAUCUCGAGCCAGGUGCCUUAAUCCAACUAUUGUUAACCGAUAUAUUGAUGAUCUUGGUAAACUCCUUAUCAGUCUUGGAAUUGAGAAUAAGCCAUCUCAAAUAUGGAACAUGGACGAGACAGGCAAACAAUUUGAGCACAACCCAGUCCGUGUAGUUGCAAGAAAGGGGGUGAAAAAUUUGCCGGGUCGUACUAGUAAUCAAAGGACCAACACCACCAUCCUGGCAUGCGUAAGUGCAAGUGGUCAAGCUAUGCCUCCUCUUAUGAUCGUGAAAGGUAAGACCCAGCGGUCACUAUAUUCGUGGAACACGGCUGCAGCGCCCCAAGGGACUAAAUGGGCCUUCCAAGAGAAUGCAUGGAUGACAGAAACUAUAUGUAAGGACUGGUUUGAAGAAAUAUUUCUUCCCUUCUGCGGCAGUGCUAGACCCCAAUUAUUGAUUUGUGAUGGUCAUCGUUCACAUGAAGCACAUGCACUCCUGGAAAUUGCCAGAGAUAACAAUAUUGAAAUUCUGGCUCUCCCUCCCCAUACUACUCACAAACUUCAGCCAAUUGACAAGAGUGUGUUUGGCCCUUUUAGUGCAUAUUACAACGAAGGUUGUACUGAAUUUCUCUCAGCUAGUCCUCAUCACACUAUAAAUAAAUGGUCAUUCCCUGAGAUCAUUGCACGGGCUUGGGAACGUGCCAUGACUGAAAAAAUAUAA